AUGACCAGCGAACGCAGACCCUCUGGCGCAUACCACCUCACCGGCGCAGACAUCGUCGAAAGAGUCGAUGACCUCAGCUCCGGAGGCGGAUGGGAAGAACUGAACCGCCGCGCUCAUCACGCUGAAACGGGUGAAUCGCAGCAGUCGCAGCCGAAGUCAAGUACUCAAUCUAAGCAAGCUCCGGACAGGUCGCAGUCGUUUAGGCCGUAUAAUCCUAACCAGGGAACCGAGCAAAGUGACGACCUGCUGCCGGAUGAGUAG
Aspergillus welwitschiae is the source of this 261-nucleotide messenger RNA. RefSeq lists its product as uncharacterized. Bases 1 to 261 code for a protein of 86 amino acids. The transcript has 2 exons. Lineage: Eukaryota; Fungi; Ascomycota; Eurotiomycetes; Eurotiales; Aspergillaceae. The record is from RefSeq and is a predicted model, not a curated record.